ACUAUACAACAUGGAUCGCGAACAGUUUAGAGCGGCUGCCCAUGCCGCAGUCGACCAGAUCGCCGACUACUUCGACAGCCUCCCCAACCAGCGCGUCGUCCCCACCGUCGAACCCGGGUACCUGCGUCCGCUCAUCCCCGAUCACCCCCCCACCGACCCCGAGGCCUGGUCGCAGAUUCAGGAUGAUAUUGAGACGAAGAUCAAGCCGGGCCUGACCCAUUGGCAGUCUCCGAACUUCAUGGCGUUCUUCCCCGCCCACGUCACCUACCCCAGCAUCCUGGGCGAGAUGUACUCCGCCGCGUUCACCGCUCCCGCCUUUAACUGGAUCUGCUCCCCGGCCUGCACCGAGCUGGAGACCAUUGUCAUGGACUGGGUCGCGCAGGCCCUGCAUCUGCCGCCCUGCUUCCUCAGCACCUCGGCGAACCACGGUGGCGGGGUCAUCCAGGUGAGCGCCAGCGACGCCGUCGCGACUGUCAUGAUCGCCGCACGGGAGCGUCGCGUGCGCGAGCAGGCCCGCGAGGAGGGCCUGCAGGAGGGCACCCUCGAGUACGAGGAUCGCGUGAUGGAGCUACGACCGCGCCUGGUCGCCCUGGCCAGCAACCAGGCCCACAGUAGUACGGCCAAGGGCGCCCUGCUCGCGGGCACGCGCUACCGCAGUGUGGCGGCCCGUCUGGAAGAUAACAUGGAGAUGACAGGCGAGCGCCUCCGGACCGUGCUGGAGCAGUGCGACCGCGACGGUCUCACGCCGUACUACAUCACCCUGAGCAUGGGCACCACUAAUUCGUGCGCCCUCGACCGGUACGCCGAGAUCAAGGCCGUCCUGCGGGAGAAGCCGGCUUGGCAGCGCAUCUGGGUGCAUAUCGAUGCCGCCUACGCGGGGGCCGCCCUCGUGGCGGACGAGUACCAGCACAUCGCGCAGGAGUUCGCCGAGGGAGUAGACAGCUUCAACUUCAAUAUGCACAAGUGGCUGCUGGUCAAUUUUGACGCGAGCUGCCUCUUCGUGCGCAACCGCCGCGACCUCACCGACGCGCUCGACAUCACGCCCGCCUACCUGCGCAACCCCUACUCCGAGUCCGGGGCGGUGAUCGACUACCGCAACUGGUCGAUCUCGCUGGGACGACGGUUCCGCGCGCUGAAGAUCUGGUUCGUGAUGCGCACCUACGGACUGAACGGGAUGAAGGACUUCAUCCGACGCACGGUGCGCAUCGGCGAUGGCUUCGCCGACCUGGUGCGCAGCCGGCCGGACAUCUUCGAGAUUGUCACGACGCCUGCGUUCUGUCUGACCGUGUUCCGCAUGAAGGCCGGAACUCCAUCGGAUCAGGCGGCCUCGCGGGACGGAUCGGUCCAACCGGACGAGGCGAGCAAUGCUCUCACCAAGACGGUCUACGAGCUGGUGAAUGCGCGCGGGGAGAUCUUUAUCACGUCGACUGUGAUGGCGGGGGUGUAUGCCAUUCGCGUGGUCAGCGCGAAUGAGCGCACGGACGAGAAGUAUCUGCGUCGGGCGUUUGACAUUUUGGUUAGCACUUAUGACGAGGUGCGGCAGAAGUAGAUGGCCAACGGCGCGUCCGCUAGCGGUAGAUUCACAUAUAACUGUUUCCAUAUCA
Aspergillus campestris IBT 28561 is the source of this 1604-nucleotide messenger RNA. RefSeq names its product putative aromatic-L-amino-acid decarboxylase. The record is from RefSeq and is a predicted model, not a curated record. The transcript is spliced from 3 exons. Gene Ontology annotation, biological process: amino acid metabolic process. The coding region runs from base 11 to 1549 and encodes 512 amino acids. Gene Ontology annotation, molecular function: pyridoxal phosphate binding; carboxy-lyase activity. Lineage: Eukaryota; Fungi; Ascomycota; Eurotiomycetes; Eurotiales; Aspergillaceae.